UGCCAGUCCGAUUAUCCGUGGUCUGGUACGGACGAAAGCUGUUGUACUGUAUUUUGUUUCCGUUUUGUUGUUAGUAAACGCACCGCCAGUUAUUGGUUUUAUUUCGAUUGUUUUACCCAGUGCACCGCGUAUUCCUGCAACCCGGAUCGUGACCGUACCCAGUGUGUGCAUGCCAAACCUGUGAAGUGCCACAUUCGCGAUCGCUCCCCGCACAUCAUUCCCAUUCCCCAUCGGUAGGGUGCUCCAGAAUGUCCCGUUACAACCAAACGCAUGCAGGCUACGCUCAGACCUUUAAGCUGGUCGUUGUGGGUGGAGGCGGUGUUGGCAAAUCCGCUAUCACCAUCCAAUUCAUUCAGAGCUACUUUGUAACUGACUAUGAUCCUACGAUCGAAGAUUCCUACACCAAACAGUGCGUCAUCGAUGACACUCCUGCCAAACUCGAUAUUCUCGACACGGCCGGUCAGGAGGAGUUUAGUGCGAUGCGCGAACAGUACAUGCGUUCCGGGGAAGGCUUUCUGCUGGUGUUCGCCGUGACGGAUCACGCCAGCUUUGACGAGAUUUACAAAUUCCACAAGCAGAUACUGCGGGUGAAGGAUCGCGACGAGUUUCCAAUGCUGAUGGUGGGCAACAAAUCCGACCUCGAUCACCAGCGGGUAGUGUCGCUGGAAGAGGCCCAACAAUUGAGCCGGCAGCUGAAAAUUCCCUACAUCGAGUGCAGCGCAAAGUUACGCAUCAACGUCGACCAGGCGUUCCACGAGCUGGUGCGUGUGGUGCGAAAGUUUCAGCUUUCCGAGCGACCGCUCGUGGACGAGAAGGGCAAACGAAAGAACAGGAAAAAGUGCUGCAUCCUGUAAUGCUGGCGGCGGUGUACUUUCUUCCUGCUACUCGUCGCAUACUACUACCACCACUGCUUCCUCAUCACUAUACAAGCCGACUCACUACCCUUAGCGAACCCUGUUAGCAUUGCAGUUAAUGUAUGUUUCGUAUGUUUUAUUUGUUUUACUAAGCGAAUGGUUUUAUUUUGUAUGCACUACAAGUUCGAGUAUCGAUGUGGAAAUAGUGCCGGUUAACGAUAAGUCGUGCGAUUGUUGAACACUCGAAAAACGAAAUCCCACACUAAUCCAUGUGUUAGUAUCUAAGCUACUAAUAUCGUUAGAGUGCACAUUCACGGAUACAAUUUUGUAAGUGCCAAAGUGCCCACAGUUCUGCUAUAAGCAGAAGCAGCAUCACACGUUGAUUGUCUCUGUUACGUAAUGGCAGCAAGUGACGCUAAUCGAACUUACGCACUGAAACCGUGCAUUGACUGCCACCGUGUUGCCUAAUACUAUUUGCGUAUGUGUAUUUACACAUUUUAUUUAAAUUGUUAUACUUUUGCGUGCUGCCACAAUAAUCAAAAUGAUGAAAUAUCAAACAUUUUAUACUGACAGGGAAAAAAAGUUUGCUGCUAAAAAAACGCAAAAAGAUUCGCCAUCGGACGAUGUGCCAUAAACGAGCAAUAAUCAGGAGAUCAGAAGUAUAUAGACUAACGUUUAACGGUUUGCACAAAAUUAACAUAAGAAGGAUUUUAUUCCCACACGUUGUAGAGCCACAGUUCCUUCUUCUAAUCAAGCCCAGCUUUACACACGCAUCUGUCCAUUUUUGGUUGCUUAACGAGGACGUAGGACAUACGUAGGAGGCCGUAGCGUACGAGCGAGAUCGUUGUCGUUGUCGAACAAUUUGUUCCCCGCAACCAGACAAAGGCGUAAAGCUUCCGGUAGCAUCCACCCACUAUCAUCAGUUGGGAGUAGAACAGGCAGGAACCACAGUUUGAAGAGAUUUGGGAAAUGAAUCACCAAAGUCAGAUCAGCUCGACUGUCCCCGAUACAUACAUGUGUUUAAAACACAUUUACAAACCUACUGCACAAGAGCAAAGGAAUCCUGUCUGCAGCUUUAAACUUACGUGUUCAUGCGAUUUGACGAUAACAUGUCCAUUCAGCCGUUGAUAUUUGCAGGCAGCGAUGGUGUUAAAUGGUUCUGUUCCUAACUUUCUAUUUUUCUGUGAGUUCUUACUGGCUUGAUUUGUUCUUUUUAUGAGUAGAAAAUCAUGUACAUUUUGGAAAAAAAAAUGGAAACAUAUUCUGUUCACGAGCAGGAUCAGUGAGUGUAUUUUACAGCACUACACUAAUGCACUAAAUAUCAAAAACGCAGAGUGGCAAAUCAGCAUAUAUCAUCUACGAAUUUGCAGACGUGAACACGUCGCGUAUAUCUAUAUUUAAAAUAACGAAAGACUUAUUCGUAGCUAACUAAGUGUUGAACUUAGACGAACAAAUGUGGUCGUGAACGCGAGCUUCACACUGGUAGGCAGGCGAACCCCUUAUACAAGGUGGUACAAGUUUAAGUUUAGUACAAUAGUCUAACCAACAGUAAGCGCCGUAUAGAAAGUUAAAAUUGUGUGUAUGUGCAUAGUUCGUAUGUCCAGAUCGCAGUUGAAACAACUGGAAAGGUCAUGGAUGAUCGUUGUGAAGUAACGUAACAAUUGUGUUUAGCGUACAGCCAACACAGAAACAGUGUCUAUUAACCAAAAUAAUAACGAAACGUUAACGAUGAUUAGCUUUAUGUGUGCUUCAACAACAUGUUGCGACAAAUGAAAUCAGUUUUGCCAGGGGGAGAAACGCGACGGAGCAAAAACCAGUACGAGCAUACUUUUAUCCACAGCAGCACAAUCACGGGUAUUGAUUUCGUCGCGAGUUGUUUUAAAAAUAUUACUUUAAACUCUCACGCUUAGCUAGGGAAAGAAGAUAUCAAAACAUUGGUUCGGUGCUACAUUUCUUCGUCUGUAAAAGUCGAUAAAAGCGAACAAACAGCAUGGCAUGAAACUGAUUGCUAAAAUAAUCUUUUAUUUGAAAAAGAGUUUUUUUAACGAACAGGUUGUCAGGUUUACAUUUUAAUGUUUUUUUUAUAUCAUUUGUCGAAAUCCUUGUUAAUCAGAAAUAUAUUUACCGGAUUUUAAUCUACUAA
Molecule: messenger RNA, 2997 nt
Organism: Anopheles stephensi (Asian malaria mosquito)
Lineage: Eukaryota; Metazoa; Arthropoda; Insecta; Diptera; Culicidae
Gene: Ras64B
Product: ras-like protein 2
Exons: 3
Coding region: 249-854 (201 amino acids)
Biological process (GO): signal transduction
Cellular component (GO): plasma membrane
Molecular function (GO): GTPase activity; GTP binding; GDP binding
Source: RefSeq, a predicted model, not a curated record